Nilaparvata lugens (brown planthopper) is the source of this 852-nucleotide messenger RNA. RefSeq lists its product as uncharacterized. NCBI's taxonomy places the organism in Eukaryota, Metazoa, Arthropoda, Insecta, Hemiptera, Delphacidae. The coding region runs from base 14 to 439 and encodes 141 amino acids. The transcript is spliced from 2 exons. The record is from RefSeq and is a predicted model, not a curated record.
GUUUUUUCGACUUAUGUCCGUAGGAAGCCACGGCUACCUAGGUUACUCAUUCUACGGCCUCUCCAGCCUCUCCCAACCGUCCGCCCACGACAGCAAAGAAGUUCUCUUCAACCGCGGACCAAUCACCUUCCAGCAGCGCCUCCCCGGUCCGGACUACGAUUACACCGCACCUCCGGAUGUCAGCUCACAAGCCUCCGACUACGGCGAGGGAGCUCCGUCUCAGGACUUCCAGCCUCCGCCCAACGCUCCGUUCGAGCCCUUCCGGAGCACCGAGUUCGAACCUUUCCGAAGCGCCGAGUUCGAGAAUGUCCGGAGUGCCGAGUUCGAGCACCUCAGGAGUUCGGAGUUGGGCAGUGCGUCCUCGGAGCAGGAAAAGGAUAGCUAUUUCCCACGACAGGAAGACGAGUCGGAAGAGAAGGAUGUGUCUGAUAGGUCAUAGGAUUUGACUGUUUAGGAUUUUUGAUGUAGGUGACAAAUCCUUUAAGGGUUCACUGAAAUUAUAGAGAGGACUUUGAAAAAGAUAAAAUGUUCUGAAUAUUGAAAGCUAUAAUUGUUCUCGCAUAAAAUUUUUUGUCAAGGAUGAUGCUCACUUGAGCUCUGAGCUUUAAUUGUUGUCAAAUAAUUUUUUUGCGUAGGAUGAUGCCCACAAGAGCUCUAGGCUUGUGCGUGGGUAAUUAGACGGAUGAUAAUUAGAGAUGAGUGGACCUACAGCUUAGUAUGGGUUCAAAACUCAUUUUAUUGAACACACCGAAGCUGCGUCUACACCAAAGUUAUUAACAAAAUGUUGAUAGCUUAAUCGUUAUAGAAUCUAUUAGAUUGAACGGAACUUGACAAAUAUAUAUGUUCAUCAUG